Penicillium pulvis is the source of this 228-nucleotide messenger RNA. RefSeq names its product DUF1748 domain-containing protein. Lineage: Eukaryota; Fungi; Ascomycota; Eurotiomycetes; Eurotiales; Aspergillaceae. The record is from RefSeq and is a predicted model, not a curated record. Gene Ontology annotation, cellular component: cytoplasm. The transcript has 4 exons. The coding region runs from base 1 to 228 and encodes 75 amino acids.
AUGCUCGGCCGUCUUACCCACUACGCAUUUGAUGCGGUCCUUUUUUCCGCUUUCCUUGCUGGCGUCAAGCGCUCCACAGGCCUCACCCCCAGUGUGAAGACCGAACAGCUCUCCGAUAACAAAGAAGUCAAGAAGUGGUUUGACAACUACCUUGGUGUUGGCGAAUGGGUUAUGGAUCAGUCCGUGGCGGUGAUGGGCUCCUCCAGCUGGUUUGAGCGUCGACGAUAG